Knipowitschia caucasica is the source of this 1011-nucleotide messenger RNA. NCBI's taxonomy places the organism in Eukaryota, Metazoa, Chordata, Actinopteri, Gobiiformes, Gobiidae. The record is from the annotation of a GenBank genome assembly.
AUGGUUAUCCUGGGAAAAUCUCUGCUGGAGCCACCGUCCCAAGUGGUACCUCUUGGCCACAUUGGGGAGGGGUGGCUAACGAUAAGCGGUACAGUCACAGAACCACCCUGUUCCCCAAACGAACUCGGCCAUAAGCCCCUCUUAGCUGCCCCCUCCUUCUCCCACUCCAGCCCCUUCCUUCCCCCACUCCUGCCCCCUACUUCUCCCACUCGUGCCCCUCCUUCUCCCACUCGUGCCCCCUCCUUCUCCUUCUCCCACUCCUGCCCCCUCCUUCUCCCACUCCUACCCCUCCUUCUCCCACUCCUGCCCCCUCCUUCUCCCACUCCUGCCUGUCUUCUCCCACUCCUGCCCCUCCUUCUCCCACUCGUGCCCCCUCCUUCUCCCACUCGUGCCCCCUCCUUCUCCCACUCCUGCCCCCGUCUUCUCCCACUCCUGCCCCUGUCUUCUCCCACUCCUGCCCCUCUUUCUCCCACUCGUGCCCCCUCCUUCUCCCACUCCUGCCCCCUCCUUCUCCCACUCCUGCCCCCUCCUUCUCCCACUCCUGCCCCUGUCUUCUCCCACUCCUGCCCCCUCCUUCUCCCACUCCUGCCCCUGUCUUCUCCCACUCCUGCCCCCUCCUUCUCCCACUCCUGCCCCCUCCUUCUCCCACUCCUGCCCCCUCCUUCUCCCACUCCUGCCCCCUCCUUCUCCCACUCCUGCCCCCUCCUUCUCCCACUCCUGCCCCUGUCUUCUCCCACUCCUGCCCCUGUCUUCUCCCACUCCUGCCCCCUCCUUCUCCCACUCCUGCCCCCUCCUUCUCCCACUCCUGCCCCUGUCUUCUCCCACUCCUGCCCCUGUCUUCUCCCACUCCUGCCCCCACCUUCUCCCACUCCUGCCCCCUCCUUCUCCCACUCCUGCCCCUCCUUCUCCCACUCGUGCCCCCUCCUUCUCCCACUCCUGCCCCCUCCUUCUCCCACUCCUGCCCCCUCCUUCUCCCACUCCUGCCCCCUCCUGCAGACUGCUUCAAUCUAA